Molecule: messenger RNA, 5345 nt
Organism: Parus major (Great Tit)
Lineage: Eukaryota; Metazoa; Chordata; Aves; Passeriformes; Paridae
Product: protocadherin gamma-B4-like
Exons: 4
Coding region: 343-3150 (935 amino acids)
Biological process (GO): homophilic cell-cell adhesion
Cellular component (GO): plasma membrane
Molecular function (GO): calcium ion binding
Source: RefSeq, a predicted model, not a curated record
GAGAAAAAGGAGGAGGAGGAGGAGGAGGAGGGGGCUGUGGAGAGACGUAAAACUGUCACUCGGUCCAUCCCCUCCGCUCGCCGACUUUGUGUGUCUUUGCGUAUCGAGGAGCGGUUCAGCCGGCCGGGCUGCGCUCGCCCCCUCCCCCGCCUCCUCCAUCCCUCCCUGUCCGGCUCCGGCGGCUCCGGCGGCGGCUUCCUCCCUGCACAACCCGCUCGGACCCCCCCGGGGCGCAGGGGUUCCGGCUGCCGGGGCCGGCUGCGGGGGCGGGGAGGAGGGGGAGGCUGCGCGGAGCCGCCGCCGCUCCUCUCCGCGCCGCUCCGUUCGCACACCCGGCACGGGAUGCUCUCGGGACAGAGUUUGCCAUGGCAGCUCCCGCUGCUGCUCGCAGCCCUCUCCUGCCUGCCGGCUCCCAGCUGCGCCCAACUCCACUACUCCGUGCCCGAGGAUCGCGAGCCGGGCUUCUCUGUGGGCGACCUGGCCAAGGACUUGGGGGUGGAGGUGCGGAGCCUGGCCGCCCGCAACCUGCGCCUGGUGAGCGAGGGUGGGCAGCGGCACUUCAAGGUGGACCUGGCGGCAGGUGUGCUGCUCCUGGACAGCAGGCUGGACCGGGAGGCGCUGUGUGGGCAGAGCCCCACGUGCUCUCUGCACCUCCAACUCGUCAUGGAGAAUCCCCUCCAGCUCCACCGUGUUGAGGUGGAUGUCCUCGAUGUGAACGACAACGCGCCCCAGUUCCCCAAGCCUGAGGUGGUGUUGGAGAUCACUGAGGUAGCCAACCCUGGGACUCGGCUGCCCUUGGAGGUAGCGGAAGACCCGGAUAUGGGCUCCAACUCCAUCUCCACCUACGAGCUCAGCCCCAGCAAGCAUUUUGCCCUGAGCAUCAAUGUGAGAGGAGAUGGUGUUAAAAUGCCUGAGAUCGUACUUGAAAAAGCACUGGAUAGAGAGAAAGUGCCUGUUCAUCAUCUAACACUGACAGCUCUGGAUGGAGGGAAUCCUGUGAAAUCUGGCACUGCCAGGGUUACUAUCCAUGUCUUGGAUGCAAAUGACAACCCUCCUGUGUGUGACCCACCCAUAUCCAAGGUACUUCUGGAGGAGAACGUGCCAGUGGGCACUCUGGUCACCAAGCUGAAUGUCACCGACCUGGAUGAAGGUCCCAACGGGGACGUGGAAUAUUCUUUCAAAACCAGCAAUAAUGCACCAGGUAAAUUCACCAAACUGUUCUCCUUAGAUGCCCGUACAGGGGAGAUCAGAACCAAAGCCCCGCUGGAUUAUGAGGAAUCCAGUGCUUACGAGAUUGCGGUUCGAGCCAGGGACAAGGGAUCACCAGCCAUGGAAGGCCACUGUCACCUGCGAGUGGAAUUAAUCGAUAUCAACGAUAACAGCCCAGAGAUUGUGCUGACCUCUGUCUCCAGCCCAGUGCAGGAGGACGCAGCCCCAGGCACGGUGAUCGCCCUCAUUGGUGUUAAGGACAGUGAUUCCGGUGACAACGGGCAGGUCCGUCUGCAGAUAGCAAAAGAGCUCCCGUUUAAACUCGUGUCUUCUUUUAAAGAGCAUUUCUCGCUGGUCACCAGCGGGCCCCUUGAUCGGGAAAAGGCCAGUGGAUACAACAUCACAGUGAGGGCUGUGGAUUCAGGGUCCCCCCAAAGGGCCACGCAAAAAACCUUUUAUCUCCGCAUUGCUGAUGUGAAUGAUAAUGCACCGAAUUUCUCCAGCCCUUUUGAUACAGCUCACGUUCAGGAAAACUCCCUCCCUGGAACUUCUGUCUUUUCAGUGUCGGCAUCAGAUCCUGACGAGGGUAGCAAUGCCAAGCUGUCUUACUCCAUCCUGGACAACGGGAUGCAGGAUGUACCUAUCUCAACCUACUUCCGAAUAGAUCAGGACAAUGGCACCAUCUACACCGUGCGAGCUCUGGAUUACGAGCAGGACAAGGUGUUCCAGGUGCCUGUGGAGGUGAAGGAUGCUGGGUCUCCUGCUCUGAGUAGCACUGCUGUGGUCCAUGUGUUUGUCCUGGACGAGAAUGACAAUGCUCCCAGCAUUGUCUACCCAUCUGUCCCCAAGGGCUCUGCCUUCCACCAAGCCAUCCCGGCCUUGGCAGAGCCUGGCUAUCUGGUAACUAAAAUUGUAGCAGUUGAUGCUGACAGUGGCCAUAAUGCCUGGCUGUCCUACCAGCUGCAGGAGUCUGCUGAGGCUUUGCCUUUCCAAGUGGAACGCCGCACUGGAGAGAUAAGGGUUGCGCAGGCUCUCAGGGAGUCAGAAGAUUCCCACAGGCUGGUGGUCGAAGUGAGGGACAACGGCACGCCGUCCCUCUCGGCCUCCGUGGUAAUAGUCAUUUCUCCGGAGGAAAACAGCGUGCAGGACUUCUCCAAGUCCUUGGACCUCCCCCAGUCUUCUCCCGAGGAUACCAACCUAACGCUUUACCUCAUCAUCUCCUUGGUGUCCAUCUCCCUCGUGUCCUGUGUGAUGUUUGGGCUGGCGGCUGCCCGGUGUCUCAAAGCUGGCAGUGCCAGCUGGACCUUGGCGGGUUGCUGCCGAGGGACUGGCCGCAAGCCUGCCUCCCAUUUCCGAGGGCAGAUGAAGCCAGAUGGCUUCAUCAAGUACCUGGACGUGGGAGGAGCGGGCUUGACCUCCCAGGCACAGAAUUACACCUCUUGUUUCUCGCCUAUGUCUGACCAGAGCGAUUUCCUCUUUGUAAAGCCCUUCAGCCAUUCUAGCACUGCGGAGACCGUGGCUGCCUAUGAGCAGGUGACCAGCACCUUAGCGAGUCCCUGCGAUGGGCAAGCUCAGCCUAACACAGAUUGGCGCUUCUCUCAGACCCAGAGACCUGGAACAAGUGGCUCCCAGAAUGGAGAAGAAGCUGGAGCCUGGCCCAACAACCAGUUUGACACGGAGAUGCUCCAAGCCAUGAUCCUGGCUUCAGCCAAUGAAGCUGCUGACGGUAACUCCACCCUGGGAGGCGGCAAUGGCACGAUGGGGCUGAGCGCUCGCUACGGCCCCCAGUUCACCCUGCAGCACGUCCCCGAUUACCGGCAGAACGUCUACAUCCCGGGCAGCAACGCCACCCUCACCAACGCCGCCGGCAAGCGCGACGCCAAGAACGCCGCUCCCGCCGGAGGCAACAAGAAAAAAUCCGGGAAGAAGGAGAAGAAGUAGUGAAGAAGAAAAAAGGAGACCUUAGAGCUACAGGGCAGCCGGCUCCAGCACUCCCCCAAAACCACAGCCCAGGCCGGAGGACGAAUGUGAAUUUUUUUUGUGGUGCAAAAGUAGGAAAUGCUGCGAAUGUAUCUCGUCAUCAUCAGAGCCGAGAGCAGGGGCUCGCUGCUCUCGGGUCUCAUGAUGAAAACCGAUCCAGAAUCUAAACCGAACGCAAACAAGUGCCCUGUGAAUAACAUUUUAUACAAUCCCUCGGGUAUUAGGAUAUGCAAGGGAGGAAGGUCUUUUGCCAUGUCUUUGGAUCUGAUUUUCUCCCAGGUAGUCCGAGAAAGGCACAAGGCUUGUGCUCGGCUUUGCCCAGUGUAAAUAAUUUUAAUGUGGAUCUUUUAAUUUAUAGCCCUUCAGCUAUUUUUUGGAAAGGAAAAGGAAGUUCUUAGCUCAGAGCCCACGCUCCAGUUCUUUGCUCUUAAAUUUUCCAUUCGUACAAUUCACCCUUUUACAGUCAAAGAUAGAGAUGGAUUUUGGAAUUUGGAAGUUGGUAGGGAGUGCUUCAGUUCCUGCUUACCUGUCAUCUGGGGAAAAAAAAAAAGUGUUUAUAUUGCAUGAUUCAAAGGGAGUAUGGCAAAGCUGCAUCCUAAACAUUUUUUUUUGUUUUGUUUUUCUUUUUGUUUUUUUUAAAAGUGUAACCACUAAUGGCCUGAAAUUUGAUAAGGAAAAAGCCCUCCUGCUGUGUGAGAGGCAGGGAAUUCCACGAGGAGCACGCCGAGGCGUGCGGCAGCUGCCCCGGCGGUUCUAGGGGUCUCCGAAGAGCAGACACAUCUCGAACCUUCUUUGCAGUAAAUAUUUAUAUGUACAGUCGAUGUUCUUAUGGGAUUAAGGCUAAGAGAGCCUCGCUCCCCUGUGGCCAGGCCUGGCCAGGUCCCCCCCAGCCCAGGGGGACACGGGGACGACGUUUCACUGUCUGCACACGGUGUCUGCAUGCACGUCCCUCACCUCACACCUGCACUAGCGCAGUAGCUCCACGGACCCGCAGAAGUCCUCGCAUGCCCACGUGGUGUGAACGCGCCGGCAGCCCGAGCCUCGAGCCGGGCCUGCCCUGGGGAAGGGGUGGGAGGGGGUGGGAUGGCUCAGGCGGGGUGGGGGAAACUCAUUAUUGCUUCUAGUUGGGGCCCCAAAGGUGGUUUGGGGUGGUCGGGGGGUUCUACGAGGCGGUUCUUGGGGAUCUGCGGGGCUGCCGGUGCAUGGCUUUGGCGCAGAGUUGGUGACUGAGUAAGUGAUGGUUGUUUUGGUGGCGUUUGGGGACCAGGUCCAGAUGAGGGACCCAAGAGCAGGGGGUGAUGCUGCAAAAUGGGGGGCGAUAAUCGGGGGAGUGUCAUGUGGGACCACGCGGGGCCCGCUGGCUCUGGGCUUUUUACCCUGAGAGGAGAAUUGAAGGAUGAGGAGUAGAGUUUCUCCAUGUGCCCAUCACUAAAGCACCAGGCCAGCUUCCCAUAGCAGAGCAGCUCUGAGCCCCCGGGGAAGGCAGGUGAGGGCUUUGUGUAGCCAGAGCCAGGAGAGGAGCUGUGGGGUGGCCAGGAAAGGGGCCACACCGAGUUUCCCAGGGGAGUGUGUAUCUUGUUUUUUUCCUUUUUUAAUCACUAACACUUAACUCACCCGACCAGAUCCAGCUCUUUCAGCCAGGCUCUCCCCAGCCCUGCCCCCUCCCCAAACCCAGGGCAGCAGGAGCAUCCUCCGUGUUUCAUCCGGAUCCAGCCACCUCCGGCGCUGGCUGCACUGGGAGCGGUUCCCACCCUGUCCCCUGCAGCUGCCACCUGCCCCCCCUCUAGAAACGCUGUAGCUGAAUCGUAGUCUUUAUAUUUUCUUUUUAAUCUGCAAUCUGAGGUAGCCUAGUGAGUGUCGUGUAUUUAGUGGCGUGUUAUUUUUAAUCGCGGUGACUAACUUGUGGACAUCAGUAUUUUCAAUUUUCUCCGUAUCUUCUUUCCAUGUGGUCUGUGCUCCGAGUGUACGUGAAAUGAAACACGUUUGCCCUUUCAAUGUGUCUAAUAUUGAAUUAUACUUAUAUAUUAUAUAUAUGCUUAUAUCCUUCUUAUACCCAUAUAGACCAAUGUCGAUGUGUUACACGCAAGUUUUAUACUCUAAUAUUUAUAUUGCUUUUUUCUUUGGGAAAAAAAAAUAAUAAAAUGGUUUCUUCUGAA